This is a messenger RNA of Xiphias gladius (swordfish), 6311 nucleotides long. It is a transcript of the gene pth1r, whose product is annotated as parathyroid hormone 1 receptor. Gene Ontology annotation, cellular component: plasma membrane. Lineage: Eukaryota; Metazoa; Chordata; Actinopteri; Istiophoriformes; Xiphiidae. Gene Ontology annotation, molecular function: peptide hormone binding; G protein-coupled peptide receptor activity; parathyroid hormone receptor activity. The transcript is spliced from 13 exons. The coding region runs from base 834 to 2444 and encodes 536 amino acids. Gene Ontology annotation, biological process: intracellular calcium ion homeostasis; adenylate cyclase-activating G protein-coupled receptor signaling pathway; cell surface receptor signaling pathway. The record is from RefSeq and is a predicted model, not a curated record.
AUUUCAGGAAAUAGCAUCAGUGACACAUUCCCAUGUUAUGUUCUCAUUAACGAGUAAGAAAGGAGCGUAACCCAGGAAAGUGAAGUGCAGCAGUGCGUGGACCGAGCGGAUUCACGCGUAUCAAGUAGACAAAUCUAUGAAAAGUUGGUCAUUUCACGCUCUGCCCUAUCACAAGAUUGUUAUUUACUGCCGAGCGCUCAAAGUAAGCCCCGUCUGAGGUCCUGCUGGUUCACUGUCGCCUGCACGAUCGUAGAUGGCUGCGUUGAUGGUGACAUGAGUCAGAGGGAAUCAAAUCGUGAAAUACAACAGCGACUGGUGAUGGAGGGAUACAUUUGGGGCUUAUUUUUUUGUCCAACACUGAUCUAACGUUUGGAAGAGAGGACUGGAAUAAGCCAUAAGGCGCACAGCUCCAUACUGAAGUGUUUAAGUUAGUCUGAGGGGAAAUUUAAAAGACCUAAAAAUACAGCGUUGGUUUCUUCCCUACAAAGAAUCAUUUGAACUUCCCACCGCAGAGCGAGAGCGACAUAAAUAGUUCUGACAUGUGGAUGUAAUUUCAGAAGAGGAAAAAAGACAGAUGCAGAGAAAUAAAGAGAGCGGGCUGAGCCUGAGCAUAUAGUAGAUUAUAGGAAAUUAAAUCGUGGGCAGAGCGAGGCGAUUACAGAGUUAUGAUUUCACAAGCCGCCAUAAGCAUCGAGAGGCCAGAUGGAGUAAAAAAACACAACUCUCUCUACUUUGAAGAGAGUUAAGUAGAUUAAAUCAUUUCAUCUGAGCAUCAUCAGCGUCUGUUCGAGCCCUGCAAGGACUGUUGGAGGUAGAGUUGCCUCAGGUCAGGGAUGGGAUCCACUCUGCUGCUCCACAAUCUGGACUUUCUUCUCAUCUCACUACUCAGCAGUUUAUGCCUGGUUUACGCAGAUGAUGUGCUCACAAAAGAGGAACAGAUAGGCCUGUUGUUCAAAGCCAAACGGAGGUGUGAGGGUAACAUCAAGUCAAAGCACAAGAUUCCUGAUGGUUUCUGCUCACCAGAAUGGGACGGCAUUGUUUGUUGGCCUGAAGGGCCUCCGGGAAAACUCGUAUCCACUGCCUGUCCAGAGUAUAUCUAUGACUUCAACCAUAAAGGACUAGCAUACCGUCGGUGUGACAACAACGGAACGUGGGAGCUGGCCACAAUCAACAAGACAUGGGCCAAUUAUAACGAAUGUGCAGAAUUCCUGUACCAUUACAACCAUAGCCAUGAAAAGGAGGUCUUUCAUCGUCUCUAUCUCAUCUACACAGUUGGGUACUCCAUUUCUCUGGGAUCGCUCAUGGUGGCUGUAGUCAUCUUGGGAUAUUUCCGACGAUUACACUGCACCAGGAACUACAUCCACAUGCACCUAUUUGUGUCCUACAUGCUAAGAGCUAUAAGUAUUUUUGUGAAAGAUGUUGUGCUCUACUCUGGAUCGGCCUUAGAGAACAUGGAAAGAGUCACAGUGGAAGACCUCAAGUCCAUCACUGAGGCUCCGCCAGCCAACAAAACACAGUUUAUUGGCUGCAAGGUUGUCGUGACCUUGUUCAUGUACUUUCUGGCGACCAAUUACUACUGGAUCCUUGUUGAGGGUCUGUACCUCCAUAGCCUCAUCUUUAUGACCUUCUUCUCAGACAGAAAGUAUCUAUGGGGAUUUACUCUGAUUGGGUGGGGAGUACCAGCUAUGUUUGUGACAGUUUGGGCAACUGUGAGAGCCACGUUUGCGGACACAGAGUGUUGGGACUUAAGUGCAGGCAAUUUGAAAUGGAUAUAUCAAGUACCUAUCUUGGCAGCUGUAGUGGUUAAUUUUAUGUUAUUUCUGAACAUCAUCAGAGUCUUGGCAACUAAACUACGAGAAACAAACGCUGGAAGGUGUGACACAAGACAACAGUAUAGAAAACUGUUGAAGUCCACGUUGGUGCUAAUGCCACUGUUUGGUGUCCACUACAUUAUAUUCAAUGCCAUGCCAUACACAGAGGUGUCUGGAGUUCCCUGGCUGAUCCAGAUGCACUAUGAGAUGCUGUUUAACUCCUUCCAGGGAUUCUUAGUUGCAAUUAUAUACUGCUUUUGCAACGGGGAGGUACAAGCUGAGAUUAAAAAGUCCUGGAGCAGGAGGACUCUGGCACUGGACUUCAAAAGAAAAGCUCGGAGUGGCAGUAACACUUACAGCUAUGGACCUAUGGUAUCACACACCAGUGUUACCAACGUCACUGCCAGAGGGCCGCUGGCCCUCCACCUCACCACGAGGCUGGGACCGGUGCCUGUGAACGGGCACAGGAACCUCCCCGGGUACGUAAAGAACGGCUCCGUCUCGGAGAACUCUAUACCUUCGUCGGGACAGGAACUCCACAUUCCUGAGGAGGAGCAUUCGGCUCCUACGCGGCCCUGCGAGGACGAGAAACCCUCGCCUGUGGUAGAGGAGGAGAGGGAGACAGUCAUGUGACCUUCAGGCCGCUGUGUAUAGGGAAGAAAACUGGAAAGACAAAUCAUAACACAGUCUCAGGAUGGUCUGAAGGGGAUGGCUGCAUGCAUCGACGCUGCCAGUUUAUUUCUCCUGUGAAUCGAGCCAGAACAUUGCCGACUGAUGAGGCUCAAGGCAAAAAGGGUGUAUCACUUUCGUGAGCUGGGCCGCCUUUAUAUGAGGGAUGAUGACCCUCAUCGUUGUGGCAAAUAUUCUCAACUCGUUCAACAACCACCUGCCACAGUGAAUGUGUAAAAGGCUGAAAACAGACUGCCGUUUCUUAUUUCUUUUCCACUGCCAUAACUGUUGUUGUCUUGUUUUAUGUUUGCUUUUUUGGCAAAAUGUCUUUAUGCUCAGCUUUUGUGAAUAAAUCGAACUGAGGUUAGUUAGUGACAGUAGUUGCCAGGGACAGCCUUAAUCACCUAUGUAAAGCCAAGUGGAUUCUGAGUGCACUUAGCGGGGCAUGUGUGGGCAAUUUGAUCAGCGAGUUUUCGUAGUAAGUCAGUGUCAGCAGACUAAGUGUAGGCUCGGCUUAAAGAAAUUAUUAAUGCUACUAUUUUGAAACAUCUGUUCAUGUUUUCUGGCAUGGUAUCUAAUUUGUUCUGCAUUGACUUAAAUCCACUUCAGUGUAAAAGGGAAGGUACUCAGGUAAUUGAAGUCCUCUGUUGUUGCACACCUAUUUUUAUACUUUUAAAGUGGUGUUUUAGCAUGGUCAGCAUUCCUCUCCAGAGGAUGUUGCUAUGUUAUAUAAGGCUGUGUUAAAUAUUCUUUUUUUCAAAAUGUUGUACAGUUUCUGCUGUCUAGAAAGACCCAGUAUUCAUCUCUCUAAUUACAACAGAUUUCGAAGGGGUUCAAAUGAAUGUUUCAUAUUCAGAUUCUCCACAAAAAUACCCUAACACACACACAACACGAUGCCAAAGUAAGAAUAUUUCUUUGAAGACCGUCACUUUCUUUGGGUUCAGAGUUAGCUGAGGUGAAGAAGAACUUCAUGGAAAUCUGACAGAAAAAGUAUCAUGUGCUCUCACAAAGUUAUCAAAGGAAGGGACCCCCAUUUAAAAACACAGGGUGCAGGAAAUGGUCAUAUAUUCCAGUGGAAUGUUAAUUAAAAUGAGGAAUCCAAGAAAAUCUCAAAUUCAGCUGGAAUUCCGAGAGUCACAGUUGUGGCGGAUAUGAAGGAAAACCCAGAAACGAAUAACACACAGUAAUUUUUACAGAUGGUCCAUUGUUAUGCUGCUUUUUGAUGUGUAUAUACAAGUCACAAUGUUUACAAAGAUCAGAAAUACAUUCUAUUUGUGAGCUAAUAGUGUUCAUGUGUAUGGAUAUGUUAUAAAGCUAUGUUUCAGUGUAUAUAAUUUUUUUUCAUGUGUUUGUUUACAGAAUGUUUGUAAUAAUAGGUUAUGUACAUAGUCCAAAACAAAACUGGUGAAUAUAUUUACAGGUGACAGAGGGCAUUCAAACUAGCAUUUAAUGAAGCUUUCCACAAGAUAUUUUAAACUCUGUAACUUGUAACUUACUGCACUUAACCUGAAUGGUUUACAGGUUAGGUCACAUAAUUUACUAUACCAAAGAGAAAAGGCAUAAUGUGCUGCCAGAGAAAAAUCUAUUUUCCAGCAUUUCCUUGUAUUUUCAUCCACCAUCUUGUUUACAGUGACCAAAAAGUCUUAAAGUCAGCCUCUCUCCAAAAAAAAGUAUUUGCUACUGGUAGUUAGUGUAGGACAACGUCCAGAUAAAAGUGUUGAAAUACAGCCCCCGUGUAGAUUGAAGUUUUUUUUUUUUUUUUUAAAUAAAUACUCAGUUUCAUGUAAACAGCAGUGAGGCAAAUGAGAAAACCAUUCACAACACUCAGUAGCUUAGUAACAAUGGCCUGAGACCAUUAAUAUUAAAGGCAGUUUUGUUGCUUUUAAAUCUUCCACUUGGAUUUUUGACUUAACUUGGUCUCAAGAGCUGAAUCAGUCGCUGUUUGGUUUGGACUAAUAUGUCUGAUGGAUCAGUGAUUUAGAUCAGAUUCAGCUAAAUGGAGUUUUACCUCACAUAAAUUUCAACUGAUAUGUGACCAAAGCUAAUAUUGGCCCUUGUGCACAGUGUUGUCCCAGCUUUUUUACAUCUGGUGACCACUGUUUGAUGGCGAGCUCUCUUGCUCUUGUCUCUCUGCUGUCUUCCGCUUUUGGUGACAUCCCACUGACUGAAUUAUGCUCCCGGUUCCCUGAUUCCCAGAUUUUCUCCACCAUUUGCUAGGUCCGUCAAGGUCGGUUCUCUGACUCAGUUUUGAAAGGGUUAAAGCUUGGUCUGCUCAUUUUGUACUGCCUACAAGUCCAUCCUGCAGAUUUAUGCUGCAUCGAAAAGAGUAAAGAACACUGAGUUCGGACAACUUUACAAACUUUCUUUACUGUUUUCCCAUUAAGUAGAUGUUUAAACGAUUACUCUAGUAAUGGUCUAUGUAUUUCUUAUUGUAACAAAUCCCAUGAAAAGACCAAGAUCAACAUUUAACUGACUUAUGAGUAUUGUCUGACGUAGCUUAUUCCUCUGUGCCAUAGAGGUCGAUUGUUGUUCAAAAACUGUUAAAAACACAGUGAGCGACACCUUUUCAUUGGGUGACAGGAUUCUUCAUUACAAUGCACAUGGGCACUGUAGUUUAUUUUGAUACCGUCCCACAAACACCAUCCUAGGGGGGUAAAUACUCCCUAGCUAACCAAAUGUGUAUUUAUCCGCAGCUUUUAAAAGUCCCCGACAAAUGCACUAAUUACUCCUGUCUGAGUAAAAUUUGCUAAAAGCUACAGUGCCCAAGUGUUAUGGGAAUUUACAUAGCCUUUCUUUUUAAAACGAAACAAAAGACUGCUAACCCAUUUUCAAAGAUUCAGAUCUUUAGUGGAAAGAAAUUAGCUUUUGGAUGAGAGACGAAGGCAUGGUAGGAAAGUACUAAGAGAUGGAACAACACAUUGCUGUUUUUGGUCUUUUCAUGAUAUUUUUGGCAAUAAGGACAAUACAAAAAAAACUCAAACCACAACACAGAAAUAUCCACAACACUCAUUUGAGCCAGACAACUUCCUGUUUUUGACAGCCGGACAGACACCCGGGGUUUUUUGAACACUCUUAGAAGUGCAUUUUGGCCCUUAAGAAACUUAAAAUGGACCCAACUUGGAUAUUUCCGUUGGGAUCGGUCACGAUUGCGACUUGAGGUCGAGUAGAUUGACAAAAAUAGUAAUCGAAGGUGGCUGCAGGCCAGAGUGAUGGAAAAAGGAAAAGACUAAGGUUGAGGGAAACCUCUGUCACUUGAUAAUACAGUAUCAUACUGUCAGUACAGUUGUAGUAUGUACAACAUUUAAGACUGCAGCUGACUGAGGUGGUUGUUCUUCAAAUCCACUUUCCACUAAUUGCCGCUGGACAAGUAAACACGUUGCUGUUGUGUAAUCCAGACAGCUUUUCAUCAAAAGGGUUGGCGGUAUCAGAGCAUGAAAAUCUUUUAUUUAAAAAACACUUGGAAAAUUAUAUUUGAGCACUUUAAUACCCUAUUAUACAGUAUUUUGUUCUGAUUGUAUCAUGUAAAAUGAUUGUGUUUUGGAAUCAAGUGUACAAUAAGGCCAAUAACCAUAGAGCUAAUGUUGUAUUUCAUUGUUUUCAAAUACCUCUCACGGAAGUAUAAAAUGUGUUUCAUUGUCUUUUAUUUAUCUUGUGCCGACAUGUACUCAGUGGAGUCGACAUCUUCGUGCUUUAGAUACAGUAUGUGGGCCGUGUUUUCUAAGACACGUCUCACCCUCUCAUCACUCCAUAGUGAUGGAGGCACGUUAUAGAUAUCAGUGUAAACUUUGAAUAAAAUGGGAAGAUGUUUUCUGGUUUCUAAUGUUCAACAGU